AUGGAUGAUGAAAAAUCUCGCGAAGGAGAUAAUAAUACGGAUAAAAAUAAAAAAAAAUAUGUAAACAAAGAAAAUUCUAAUAAAACGGAGGAAAAAUCGAAUUUUAUUUUGCGUAAAACAAAUUCAUUGGAAACGUUAAACAUCAAUAGGGAAGAUGAACGAGACUUACACGAAUCGAAUUCAUUUUUGACGAGUGAAAAUAAUCAGUCUAUAAAAUCAGAAAUUUCUUAUACCGUUUUAAGUACAAAAAGUGUUCAAGACGUUUUAAUUAGGGAGACUAAUGAUAAUCCUCCUAUUGUGAAUAUAAAAGAUUUAUUUCAUCUUCCAUCCAGCAGCAGCCAAUCAACUUCUCAUAUUAUUAGUAAUAAAAAUGAAACAACAGUAACUGAUAGAGUUUCAAGUGAAAAUCAUCCGACAGAUAUUGAUAAUGAACAAAUCACAACAGUAACAAAUACAAAAGAUACUACAACGGGUAGUAGUUCGAUACCUCGUACUCAAAUUCGAAUACUUUCAACUAUUAACGUAGAUCAACCUGGAUCUAGAAGAUGUAGUAUCGUUGUGACAGAAAGGCCACCCCCUCUACCUCCAGCUUAUACUGGUGAUCAAGAUUUAUACGCUUCUAGAGAAAAUGAAGAAUUAAAUAGAGUUUGCUUACUUCUUAAUUUUUUGUGCUUAGCUAGUUUUGCGGAACCAAUUUGGAGAUCACAUUCUCAACCGGCUUAUUGUCCACGAUGUGGUAUAUUAGUUUUAACAACUACCCAUGCACAUGAAUCUGUUGCUACUCAUGUGGCAGCUUUAGCACUUUGUCUUUUCGGGUGUUGGCCUUGCUGUAUUCUUCCUUAUUGCAUGAACGUGUGUAAAAAUACUUAUCAUUAUUGUUCAGUCUGUCAACUUUAUCUUGGUUCUUAUACUCCAUGGUAG
This is a messenger RNA of Pediculus humanus corporis (human body louse), 921 nucleotides long. Its product is annotated as lipopolysaccharide-induced transcription factor regulating tumor necrosis factor alpha, putative. The coding region runs from base 1 to 921 and encodes 306 amino acids. Lineage: Eukaryota; Metazoa; Arthropoda; Insecta; Psocodea; Pediculidae. Gene Ontology annotation, molecular function: zinc ion binding. The transcript is spliced from 6 exons. The record is from RefSeq and is a predicted model, not a curated record.